AUGGCUACUGCCGAAGGAGUCCCAGAGAAGAAGGUGAAGUUGGAGCCCCAGAUCAAAUCUGUCGAUAUGAGCGAGGACAUGCAACAAGAGGCAAUUGAAGUUGCACAAGAGGCAAUGGAGAAAUUCAGCGUCGAGAAGGAUAUUGCCCAACACAUUAAGCGAGAGUUCGACUCAAAAAAGGGAGCCACAUGGCAUUGCAUAGUCGGCCGGAACUUCGGCAGUUUUGUCACCCACGGUAGGGAGAGCCUCACUUGCCAGGCCGAAUUGGGACUGACCGAGAGACUGGCAGAGACGAAGCAUUUCAUCUACUUCUACUUGGGACAUGUUGCCAUACUGCUGUUCAAGACGCAAUGA
This is a messenger RNA of Fonsecaea erecta, 354 nucleotides long. RefSeq names its product dynein light chain, cytoplasmic. NCBI's taxonomy places the organism in Eukaryota, Fungi, Ascomycota, Eurotiomycetes, Chaetothyriales, Herpotrichiellaceae. Bases 1 to 354 code for a protein of 117 amino acids. The transcript is spliced from 6 exons. Gene Ontology annotation, biological process: microtubule-based process; cilium assembly. The record is from RefSeq and is a predicted model, not a curated record. Gene Ontology annotation, molecular function: dynein light intermediate chain binding; dynein intermediate chain binding. Gene Ontology annotation, cellular component: cytoplasmic dynein complex.